Porites lobata is the source of this 1041-nucleotide messenger RNA. The record is from the annotation of a GenBank genome assembly. Lineage: Eukaryota; Metazoa; Cnidaria; Anthozoa; Scleractinia; Poritidae.
CCGGAAUCGAAGCCAAGGAGACGAACGGUUGAUAGCGGACGUUUCUUUGAGGUAGAAAGGAUAAUUUCAAGCCGCGAAGGACAGCAAGUAAGUUUGGUUUUUUUGGUAGGCGAACUCACACGGAAUGUGGGCAAAAAAGUCUCCAUUUCGUUGUAAAUAGAUUAUGCUAUUAGUGAAAUAAUUCUAAGAGGUCAUAUUUUGUUUUAAGACAUGUACAAACAUUAAGUUGGUUCAACUAAAAGCUCUAAAAAGUUAACUUUCGCCAGUUAUCAGUUUAGAUAUUCUCAAAAGAGGAAUGCUUUCAUUUGCAGUUAGCGUGUUAGGAGAAUUUGAAUGUAUCUUUCGCUUCAAUUCUGUAAAGCUACAAACUAAGCUUAAUUUCGCGGGUAUUAAAUACAAAACUUAAAUAUUUUUCUUUCUCGUUUAAAGGAGAGAGAAUAUCUUGUGAAAUGGAAGAAUUUUAGUUCUUUUGAUGCUUCGUGGGAGCCAAAACAGCAUUUGAACCAACUUUGUCUGAAGUAAGCUUUCUUGUUUACUGAAAACAAUGUACCGGAGUAUGGCAUUGAAAUUGGUUCUUGUCUGUUUUUCAUGCAUAAUAAGUCAUUCUAAUUCUGUUUAUUGUUAUUUAUUUUAAACAGAUACUAUGAGCAUCCCAAACCAGAGAGGAAUGUCAUAUUAAAUGAAGUUUCCAGACUAAGGGUGGCCAUUGGUACUUCUCUGAAAGCAUCUACACAAAGAAAGCAAGUGACUGUGGAGUUUAGAGAAGAUGUAUUUAAACAUUUGUUUGGAAAGAAGGGGGUGCAAAAUGGAAGGUGGAAAGUCUUGGCACAAGAAGAAUUUUCUCCAUCAUUUUUUCCUCCUAACUGGCAUUGUUUGCUUGACCUUCAUGGGCAAGGAACAAAAGUUUUAUUCCCCAUAAAGAUUAGACACUUUCUUUCAUGGUCAACCCAGAACUAUCAUUUAAGAGAAGGUAUAGUUACUAAAUCAACUAGAGCUUUUCUAGAAAAGUUAACAGUGGAUUUUAUUAAAGUUGCUGCAUAG